AUGAGGGCGUCUUUAAUUUUAGCGGGUGGAGGCUCAGAAGAUCCUAGUACUUCUGAAACCGUGACUCGCGGGGUGCGAAUUCCAAAUUCAUAUCCGCCUCUUGAACCCAAUUUUGGUGUUCGCAGGAGUCCAGCAGGCUACUCUAGCUAUGCAGCUGAUGACAGUGAUUUCCAGAGGUCGAGAUCAGCUUCGUUCUCUGUGCGCUUCAGACAAGUAGGAGGAGUUAACAGCAUUGAUAAUUUUGCUCGGUCAUGGCAACGAGCUGCGGGUUUCCCCGAAAUUCUUCCCCGCCGUUCCUCGUACGUAGCGGUUGAUUCAGACGAAGAAAGAAGAUCCACCGUUAAUGACGUGAUCGAGCCACAAGAGUCUGACUUCACUCGACCAUUGCUGGGUAUCGAUGGAGAAUCAGAGGAUAGUGGGCCGAUUGACCGCAAUGCUCUUCCAAGAAAUGUCUUUGGCUCCUCGCUGGAUAGAAGCCUUGGGACCUCAUAUGGCACGAUAUCCUCUCGUGUUAGUGAAGCGACGUGA
Messenger RNA from Aspergillus tanneri, 528 nucleotides. RefSeq names its product putative transporter. NCBI's taxonomy places the organism in Eukaryota, Fungi, Ascomycota, Eurotiomycetes, Eurotiales, Aspergillaceae. The transcript has 2 exons. The record is from RefSeq and is a predicted model, not a curated record. Bases 1 to 528 code for a protein of 175 amino acids.